AUGGAAGAGCUGCACACCGAUGUGGCGCCAGGCGCCUGGCGCCUGUCCCGCUUCCUCCAAGGCAUCUACUCUUGGGAUGAGUAUCCGCUCCUCUUCAGCGAGGUUCAUCAAUUUGGCAUCAUUCACCGGCUGGACGUGCCCAGCAGUGGCCUCAUCUUGGUGGGAAAAACCUUCCUCGGCUACUUCACACUCCGCUGGCAGCAAGACACCUACGACCUCGGCCGGCAUUACCUGGUGCUGUGCCACGGUCACUUUCCACCGGGCAAGAACACCAUGAGUGCCAGGAUCAAGACGACCAAGACUUUCCCGGCCACGAGCCGUGUGAGCUCUGCAGGAAAGCCUGCGUGGACGCAGGCCGAAGCCUUGUGCCUGCUGGCGCGGGGUUCGGAGCCUUUCUCACUCCUCGUGGUGAAGAUCCGUACUGGGCGGACUCACCAAAUCCGAGUGCAUCUGCAGCAUGCAGGCCAUCCCAGCGUCACCGACGAGAAGUACACGGACCCAGCCGUCUUCGCCGCAGACGCGACAUGGUGCCCGCGCAACUUCCUCCAUCGCUUUGAGCUGACGUUCCAGGACACUGAGGGCCAUUCCCGGGCAGCGCGCGCGGCAUUGCCCGACGACCUCCAGGUAGUGCUUGCGAAGCUUCGCGCGACACAGGGGGAGGAGACCUUCCGGGCCCUUCUGAGAGGCUGGCUUCCCGAGGUGCUGUAG
Molecule: messenger RNA, 708 nt
Organism: Symbiodinium natans
Lineage: Eukaryota; Dinophyceae; Suessiales; Symbiodiniaceae
Source: the annotation of a GenBank genome assembly